AUGAUAUAUGUGAAGUACGGAUUGACUUAAUAUUAAAAGAAAUAUCAAAUACUCUUUUAAUUGUCUUACCAGUAGAUGCUCCUAUCAAAGUAGAGGAUAUGUUGUCUUCUAAUGAGAUUUAUACUAAAGAAUGUGCUGAAUUAUUGAACCACAAAAGUAUGAAUAUUGAAGAUGCUGUUCAUGACUUAAUCUCUGUUUUUGAAAAUAAUUAUGAAAUUAAGUAUUCUAAGAAAGCCUCAAAAAAGCAGGCACCACCAGGAAAAGGAAAACGUAUAAUGUUUGAAGGUAUUGAAGAUGAAGAUGGAGAUACUGCAGCUCUUCAUGGUGAUGAUAGGAAGGGCAAAGAUAAAGAAGAUGAGUUUAAAGAGAAAUGUAAAGAGAUGGUUGCCUAUUUCAGUCAUCAGCUGCUGGAUAGUCUUCAGAAAGCUACUCGACUAUCUUUGGAUAGUCUUAAAAAACGAAUAUAUGUUUCAAACAAAACGACGUUUAGAAGACCAACAUUUUCUACUCACCCAAGCAAAUCUGAAGAGAAUGUUUCUUUUCUAAAAGCAGAAGUGCACCUUGCUAUACCCAAUGCGGUUAUGGUUCCCAGUUUAGAUGAUAUGCAGCAAGCCAUCAAUCGUAUGAUUCAACUGAUUCUGGAUGUAAGUCGUGGAGUUGCUCAGUGGGGACAGAAGCAUUUGCUAAAAUCUAGUUUAAAAACAGGAGUAGGAAAAUCAGCCAAAAAGGAGGAAAAAAGAGCUGAAGAUGGGAUGAAAAGAAAACUUCGAAAUUUUUACUCAGGUGUUGCUGAAAGUGAAGAUGUUUCUAAAUUAGUUGUGCUCCUCUCUUCUUCUAUGAAUUCUAUAAGAGAAAUAGCUAGUGAAGCUCUGCAGGAUUUUCAGAAAUAUAAAGUGCUUUGGACAGAAGAUAGAGAUGCUAAAAUUCAGCAAUUUUUGGCUAGUUGUCCAUCUCUGACUGAAAUUAGGGAAGAAAUACUUCAUUAUGCUAUGCUUGAGCAAGAGAUGGAAGAUUUGAAACCCACUCUUCUUCUUGGUCCAAUUGAAUUGCACACAAGACCAUUGAAAACAGCUUUAUCUGUUGAAGCCAAAGCCUGGAAGUUACUCCUUUGUCGUUAUUUAAAUGAGGAAUAUAAAAAGAAAAUGACAGACAUGACAUCAUUCAUAACCACAUAUUUAAAGAAAUUGUCUCGACCUCUGAAUGACCUAGAUGAUGUCAGGCUUGCAAUGGAAGCUUUAUCUAUCAUACGUGAUAAUAAAAUAGAAAUGGAUAUGACUCUGGGACCUAUUGAAGAAGCCUAUGCCAUUUUAAACACAUUUGAAAUUGAGGUUACAAAAGAGGAAGCAGAAGGAGUUGAUACACUCAGAUAUUCUUUUAAUAAAUUACAAGCUAAAGCUAUCAGAAUUCAAGAUGAAUUGACUCGAGUUCAGCCAAAAUUUAAAAGCAAUUUACUGGAAUCAGUUGCAGUUUUUCAGGAGGAUGUAUCAAACUUUGAAACAUCGUAUGAAACGGAAGGCCCUAUGGUUCCAAAUAUUCCACCUCAGGAAGCUAGUAAUAGGCUACAGAUCUUUCAGAGUAAUUUUGAUGAGCUUUGGAGAAAGUUUAUCACAUACUCUUCUGGAGAACAGUUGUUUGGAUUGCCUGUCACAGACUAUGAAGUUUUGCAUAAAGUCAGAAAGGAGUUAGCCUUUCUUCAGAAACUGUAUGGAUUGUAUGAUACUGUAAUAAACAGCAUAAAUGGUUAUUAUGAGAUACUUUGGACAGAUGUAGAUAUUGAAAAAAUUAAUGCUGAGCUUCUGGAUUUUCAGAACAGGUGUGAUCAUAGCAUGAACUGUAACUUAAGUUAA
Meleagris gallopavo (turkey) is the source of this 1847-nucleotide messenger RNA. NCBI's taxonomy places the organism in Eukaryota, Metazoa, Chordata, Aves, Galliformes, Phasianidae. The record is from RefSeq and is a predicted model, not a curated record.